Messenger RNA from Zonotrichia leucophrys gambelii, 1830 nucleotides. It is a transcript of the gene POLA2, whose product is annotated as DNA polymerase alpha 2, accessory subunit. The record is from RefSeq and is a predicted model, not a curated record. The transcript has 17 exons. Gene Ontology annotation, molecular function: DNA binding. The coding region runs from base 36 to 1808 and encodes 590 amino acids. NCBI's taxonomy places the organism in Eukaryota, Metazoa, Chordata, Aves, Passeriformes, Passerellidae. Gene Ontology annotation, cellular component: alpha DNA polymerase:primase complex. Gene Ontology annotation, biological process: DNA replication initiation; DNA replication.
UCACGGAGCUGCGCCCGCGCUGUUUGAGCGCGGCCAUGGCGGAGCCGGGGAUGGAGCCGGAGCUGGAGCCGGAGCGGGGCCCGGAGGCGGUGACGGCCGAGGCGGUGCUGAGGGAGCUGCGGCUCUUCGAGCUGCGCUGCGAGGGCGAGGAAGUGCCCGACAAGCUGGUGGAGCUGUGCCUGAGCCACGGGCUGGGCCCGGUGGCCUUGGCCAACGAGCUGCUGGCCUUUGUCACCAGCAAGGACCUGGACCUGCAGCUCACCCCCGAGGGCCUGGACGCCUUCGAGCACGAGGUGCUGGCCAAGCGCGGCAGCCGCGGGCGGCGCGGGAGGGACGAGCGCCGGGGGCUGCUCCAUGAUAUCCACUCGCUGCAGGGGCUCCUGGACGAGGAGCAGGAGGACGAGCUGCUGGACGCCUACACCACCCCCUCCAAGGGCUCCCACAAACGCAGCAACUCCACCCCGGAGACGCCCCAGGCCAAGCGGGCGCCGCCCUCCCGCAGCCCCUUGGGGCUCUUCAGCCCCGGCAGCUUCUCCCCGAGCGUGACCCCCUCCCAGAAAUACUCGUCCAGGACAGGCCGGGGGGAGGCCGUGGCCACGUUCGGGGCCGAGCAGGGCCAGGCCUGGCUGGGCACUGCUGGCACUGCUGGCACUGCUGGCACUGCUGGCACUGCUGGCACAGAUGGCACUGCUGGCACAGAUGGCACUGGUGGCACAGGUGGUGGCAGUGGCAGCGUCGGUGUCACCGUCAGAGCCUUCGGCAGCCCCGAGCAGCUCCUGAGCCAGCCCUACAAGUUCAUGUUCCAGAAGCUUCUGGAUGUCAGGGAAGCGCUGGCCGAGCGGGUGGAGGAGCUCGGGGCGGUUCUGCAGCAGCACCACGGCCUGGACGGGUUCAGCUCGGCCGCCGUCCCGGCACAGGAGGCGGUGACGGUGCUGGGCGCCAUCGCCUGUGACGGCCAGGGGAAGCUGAACCCCAAAUCCGCGCUGCUCGUGGGGGACCGGGAGCACUCGGGGGGGGCCCAGGUGCCCCUGGACCUCUCGGAGCUUCCGGAAUAUUCCCUGUUCCCAGGCCAGGUGGUGGCCCUGGAAGGCACCAACCCCACGGGCAGGAGGAUGGUGGUGACCAAAAUAUACGAGGGGGUCCCUCUGCCCUUCCACACCCCCACGGAGCCAAUGCCAGAGCCCCGGCGGGUGCUGGUGGCCUGCGGGCCCUUCACGCCCUCGGACGGCGCCGCCUUCGAGCCCCUGCGGGACCUGCUGGGGGUGCUGGAGCGGGAGCGGCCCCAUCUCUGCAUCCUGUUUGGGCCCUUCCUGGACGCCAAGCACGAGCAGGUGGAGAGCUGCCAACUCCUGAGCCCCUUCUCGGACGUGUUCAGGCUCUGCCUCAGGACCAUCAUCGAGGGCACCCGGAGCUCAGGGUGCCAGCUGGUCCUGGUGCCCUCUCUCAGGGACGUUUCCCACCCGCCCGUGUACCCUCAGCCGCCCUUCGGCCCCGCAGAGCUGCCCCGGGAGGACCGAGCGCGGGUGCUCCUGGUGCCCGAGCCCUGCGCUCUGGACGUCGACGGCGUCGUGCUCGGCCUGAGCUCCACCGACCUCCUGCUGCACCUGGGGGCCGAGGAGAUCUGCAGCCCCCCCGGGCUCUCCGAUCGCUUCUCUCGGAUCCUGCGCCACGUCCUGACCCAGCGCAGCGCUUCAUUGGAGCCCUCCGGCUCCGCCCGCUCCCGGCUUAGAGCGGCUCCCGGCGGAGCCCCGGAACGGAACGGCCCCGGAACGGCCCCUGGAGCCCCCGAACAGCUCCUGGAUGCCUGAAAUUGGCCCUGGAGCCCCGGAA